Molecule: messenger RNA, 1686 nt
Organism: Myxocyprinus asiaticus (Chinese sucker)
Lineage: Eukaryota; Metazoa; Chordata; Actinopteri; Cypriniformes; Catostomidae
Product: tumor necrosis factor, alpha-induced protein 8-like protein 2 B
Exons: 5
Coding region: 433-1047 (204 amino acids)
Biological process (GO): regulation of apoptotic process
Cellular component (GO): cytoplasm
Source: RefSeq, a predicted model, not a curated record
AGUACAAGUCAAAUUAUUUUGUUUCAGUUGUGCGAGCACAAGAUAGUGUUUGUGUAAAGGAUUUUGGUUUGCUUUUAUCUGUCCAGAGAGAUUAUUUCAUCAGUCAAGCAGUGGAUUUUUACCACUUGAUCUGAGCACAGGUGAAGGAGAGAGAGUUUGAAAGGAAGUGGAAGAGUGAACUAGAGAAAAGGCAGGAUAUGUCCCAGUCGAGACCUUCUAACUGGCCUUGAGUGACGCAAUCACGCUUUAAGUGAUGUACAUAAUUCAAGAGUGAAAAGCAGGAGAUUUUACUGAGGAGUCGGCUGUCACUGCCACAUCACCAUUGACAAAGAGAUCCUUAUGGAUUUAAAAACACGAGAUGUUCUGCAUUGUGUGAUUGCUUAAUUUAUUAAACAGGAAAGGAGGACUGAUUUUCACUUCAAGUAAAUUGACAUGGAGACGUUCAACUCCAAGGAAAUGGCUCUGAAAGCCCAGAAAAAGAUCCUGAGCCAAAUGGCCAACAGGUCUAUGGUGCAGAUGUUCAUCGAUGACAACAGCAGUGAGAUUUUAGAUGAGCUUUACCACGUGUCAAAAGAGUACUCUGGAAACCGUUCAGAGGCCCAGAAAGUGGUAAAAGACCUCAUUAAAGUGGUGGUGAAGAUUGCAGUCCUUUUCAGGCACAAUCGGUUCAGUGAUGAGGAGCUAAAGUUGGCUCAGACCUUCAAAAAGAAACUACACCAGGGAGCCAUGACAGCCAUAAGCUUCCACGAGCUUCCAACAAUGUCAGGUCCACCAUUGGUUGGGGCAGGAUCCACAAAGGAAUUGGUAGAUUUCACAUUUGACAAGGCAGUUAUGUCAGAAAUCCUGAAAGAGUGUAGGGACAUGCUGCUGAAGCUUGUAAACAUUCACCUCACACCAAAAUCUCAUGGACGCAUCAACCAUGUUUUCAACCAUUACUCUGACCCCGAGCUCCUCACCCAGCUUUACAACCCAUCUGGGCCCCUCAAGCACCACCUUACCAAAAUCUGCAAUGGGCUUAACAAACUGCUGGAGGAUGGGACGUUAUGAGGACAGUGAAGAACUGACAGACUUUUUACAAGUUGGCAUGGUGGGCCACCUGUGAUCUUAAACUGUGUGCAAUGCAAUGAAAGAGGCAGAUUGUGAGAACACUGUGGACUGACUGAAGGCACUGAACUUCAGUGACCUUUAAAAAAGUGUUGCUGUGCUGUUAAUGAAUAUUCAAAUUAAUUCAGUGGCCUGAUACUGUUAACAAGUUGAUGCGAGCCACUGUCACUGUCUGGGUGAGCUCAGAUCAAAAUAUUUUUAUCUGAACAGUUUUUUUUUUUUUUGUUGCAUGGAGGUUUUUCUAGACUACUUAUGUUUAGCCACUGAGGUUCUACCACUACCACUGAGGUUCUACCACUAGAUAACACUGUAAUGCCAAAAAUUUUAAACAUAUUUGAGCUGAAUGCUUACCUCCCAGGACAAAUAAUGCACACACAAACACAUAUUUUAUUUGAGCACUCUUUUACACUGCCAUCUAGUGUUACCCUAAGUUUGUGGCCAUGAUAUACAAAUCUAAGCUUGGUACUAACUACACAGUAGACAAACCUAUAGUGCUAUUAAACACAAGACUUAACACCUCUAAGGGGAUCUACUGUGUUUUAAGUGGAACAACCACUGAAUAAAUAAUGACUUAUAGCUCCA